Rosa chinensis is the source of this 1016-nucleotide messenger RNA. RefSeq names its product glycine-rich protein A3. Bases 144 to 725 code for a protein of 193 amino acids. NCBI's taxonomy places the organism in Eukaryota, Viridiplantae, Streptophyta, Magnoliopsida, Rosales, Rosaceae. The transcript is spliced from 3 exons. The record is from RefSeq and is a predicted model, not a curated record.
UGUCAUUAAAGCCGAGAGGCACAAGGAAAAGCAAUUUCUUUUUAAUAGGAGAAGCAACACAAAGAAACGCUUCAAAACUAAAGAGAGUUGAACCAUCAAUCAAUUAGGCAUUAGUUUCAAGUUGAAGUAAGAAGAAAGUUGCAAUGGAUAACAAAGACGAUCCUAAUGACAAAGACAAAGGGCUAUUUUCACAUCUUGCUGGAUAUGCUACAGGACACUACUCACAGCAUGGAGGAUCAUACCCUCCACAAGGAUAUGGGUAUCCCCCACAAGGGUAUGGAUACCCUCCUGCAGGUGGGUAUCCUCCUCAAGGUGGCUAUCCUCCGCAGGGUGGGUAUCCUCCAUCUGGAUAUCCUCCACAGGGUGGUUAUCCUCCAUCUGGAUAUCCUCCCCCUGGCGGAUAUCCACCAGCCGGGUAUCCUCCCCAGGGCGGAUAUCCACCAGCCGGGUAUCCAGGUCCAUCAGCUGCACAUCAUACAGGGCAUGGAUCGAACAUGGGAGGUAUGCUAGCUGGGGGGGCUGCUGCUGCAGCUGCUGCUUAUGGGGCUCACCAUCUUGUGCACGGAAGUCACCACGGGGGUUACCAUGGCUAUGGUCACGGGAAGUUCAAGCAUGGCAAACAUGGGUUUGGUCAUGGGAAAUUCAAGCAUGGCAAACAUGGGUUUGGCCACGGGAAAUUUGGCAAGCGCUUUGGGUUUGGAGGCAAGUUCAAGAAAUGGAAGUAAUGUAAUAGAGCUAAAUGGUGACUUUGAGAUCUAACUCGGUCCACUGAAGAUGAUGUUAUUUUACAUUCUCAUAAUUACUUCAGAUGAGUUGGUUACUUCAGAUGAGUUGGUUGUUGAUUUAUUAUUGUUCAGAGUUUAGUAUUGCAUUCUAGUAGUUUAUUUGCUUAUGAUGUAAGUAUGUUUGAGUGAAGAAUAUAGAAUGACUGACUGUUUGCGUAGAAACCUCUUGUAUUUCUUUUCUUUGUAUCCAGGUUUUUUCGUUUAUACUAAUGCUUUAUUGCUCAAGCUUUA